AUGGCCCUUUGGGGAGCAGACCUACCCUUCGACAUCUCCUCGAUAUUCGAUGUCUUGGGCAUCGACAAAGACCUGUCCUCAUUAAAGUCUUGUUCCUUAACUCACCGAACCUUUCGCCCACUAUGCCAACGGCACAUCUUCUCCACCGUCGCCUUUGUCCCCCAAGACCCGCGCUCGUACACUGGCAUGGACGACGUUAUCACCGCUCUGGAGUCAUUCGCUCAUGUGGUUCACGAUAAUGCCAUAUUGGCUACCUAUGUCAAGGUCCGGGACCUCUGCUUUCAUCCAGAUGAGGCCGAUGACCCUAUCAUUCCCCUCGUGGUGGAGCGGCUCCCAAAUGUUCAGGACCUUACGUUGCGGCCUAUUAUAGGCGGUAUUGACUGA
This is a messenger RNA of Cyclocybe aegerita, 384 nucleotides long. NCBI's taxonomy places the organism in Eukaryota, Fungi, Basidiomycota, Agaricomycetes, Agaricales, Hemipholiotaceae. The record is from the annotation of a GenBank genome assembly.